Hypanus sabinus (Atlantic stingray) is the source of this 4406-nucleotide messenger RNA. It is a transcript of the gene sash3, whose product is annotated as SAM and SH3 domain containing 3. Gene Ontology annotation, molecular function: protein binding. The record is from RefSeq and is a predicted model, not a curated record. Lineage: Eukaryota; Metazoa; Chordata; Chondrichthyes; Myliobatiformes; Dasyatidae. The transcript has 8 exons. Bases 55 to 1194 code for a protein of 379 amino acids.
GAUUCCUUCAGUUAAGCAGAACCUCAAUCAUUUAUAUCAUUUAAUUCCUACAAAAUGCUGCGAAGAAAGCCCUCCAAUGCCUCAGAGAAGGAGCAAAAUCGGAAACCAAAGCUCUCCCUACAAAGGUCAAGCAGUUUCAAGCACUUUGAUCGCUCAAAGCCUCCGUCUUCGCCUUUGGUUAAUGAACAGCUCAGCAUAAAUGAAAAUACAGAGGCGGCUGACACCAUUGCAGCAAGCCCAGAAGAGGCCACCAAAGCUGGAAGCAAACUAGGAAAGAAAUGGCGAGCGGUUAUUUCACGUACUAUGAACAGGAAGACUGGCAGAAUGAUGGUGAAAGCUUUAGCAGAAGAAAAGACUGACAAUGCAGAAGAAGGUCCCAUGUCUCCAAUGACUCCUGAUGAUCUCAUGCAUCUAAGACUAGGGGACAGGGCCUCAUACUCAGCCAGUGAAUCAGAAGAGUAUGUCAACAGUCCUCUCAGCAGACAGGCAUCAAACAGUGGAGACCCAUUUACCCCGGAUUCUGAAGCCAGCAGUAGAGACAGUGUCCAAUUAGAUAACGUUCCACCUCCAUACUUAGGACCGUUCUGUGGCCGUGCCAGGGUCCACACAGAUUUCACCCCAAGUCCAUAUGAUUUUGAAUCUUUGAAACUCAAGAAAGGAGAUAUUAUAGACAUAAUUGAGAAACCUCCAGUAGGGACGUGGACUGGAAUGUUGAAAAACAAAGUAGGAUCCUUUAAAUUUAUUUACGUGGAUAUCCUACCAAAUGAAGAGGAACAACCUCGGAAAUCAAGGUUGUUCAACAAGAGCAAAAGGCCAAAGCCUAAGAACCUGCAAGAGCUAUUGGACAGAAUUAAUCUACAGCAAGAGCUUACGUCCACUUUGCUGUUAAAUGGCUACCAGACUCUGGAUGACUUUAAAGAACUGAAAGAAACACACCUGAAUGAACUGAACAUCCUGGACCCUGAGCAGAGAGCCAAGUUGCUCACAGCUGCUGACCUACUCAUGGACUAUGACACAGGAAUCGAGACAGAAGAGCAGGAAGAGAAUACCGAUGAACAAUGCUCAAGCUCAGCUCCACUGUGUGAUAUUCCACGGGACUCGGGAUGUUAUGAAAGUUCAGAGAACUUGGAGAGUACACCAGAAGAUUCAGAGUUAAGUGUCACCGCGCAGCAGCUGCCUCCUGUUGAAAACUGAGCCACAUCAUUCAACCGUUUGUACAAUGGACUCCUAACAUGUAGGCCUUAAAGAAUGCAAAGCACAGUAGUUUGAAAACAGCAAUAAUUCUUUUAUAUCAAGCCACAACAUGCCACAUCAUAACUGAUGAAUACUGUGAAUUGGAAGGCAUCUUUUUUUGUUUGGUGUUUAUUCUAUACUGUCCUGCACAAUAUUCAGGUUUAGAAAGUUAGGGAAAGGAGUAUUGUGUGGGAAUUUGUGAAAUACAAAUCUUAUGCAUGUUCCAGGAUUUAAUUAGGGUCCUGUUCUCUGGGGAUUAAACGACUGACAGAAGUGGCCAUUUCAUUGCCAGGUAGCACUUUGUCUGCACAUAAUUAAUAUUAUAAUCAUUGAUAUUUCUUUAGAGUGAGCUCAAUCCAUAGAAUACGUAGCUGUAAGGAUAAUUUCAAAAUUCUUCUAAUAUGUUCAUAGAUCAGAAAUUUAUGGGUAAAAUGCCAACAAUGCUUUGAUAUACACAGCUAGUGGAUGAAAAAUUAUGAUGGCUAUCUUCAGGUUUUCUACAAACUCUUCCCUUAAUGAUAAUAUAAAUCUGGUGUUGUGCAUGAAAAAAUGCUCUCUUGGUGGUAGGUGCAAUUGUAUGAAGAAGAUUGGCAAGGAUAGGUACAGUUCAGGAAUGACUUUAUUCCACUUUGAAGUUCAAUUGUGUUUUCUGUGAAGAUUUGGUACUUAUGCAGACCUGACUCUGGAAUUUAAUUUUUUUUAUACGUCUAGCUUAUUUUUAUAUUUUUCUACUUAAUUUUAGAACUGGUGUAUACUUUAAUUUCAAUAAAGCAUUUACUUGCUUAAGAUCGGGAAAAAUGUUUAAAAGUUGAUAAAUUUGCAGUAUGUUAUUGGUCCAUUUAAAAUAUUAGCAAAUAGUUGGAAUGGAAGAAAUGGAAGAAAUGGAAGAAAAGGAUGAUAUAGCCUCUCAAACCUGCUCUGCCAUUUUCUGAGAAAAUGGUUAAACCUAUUCAUUUCCCAUGCUCCUGCCUUUGAGUAUCCAAUGCAAAACAUCAUUCUUGUAUGCAUUGACAGAGAACCUAAUUGCUAUAGGAUGGAUAACUUCUCCUCAUCUUAGUCCUAAAAGACCAAUCACUUUUCUCCUAAUUUGUAAACCCAUCAGGCUGAGAAAAUCUAACACAUCUGCCCUGUAAAUCUCUUCAAUAUCUUGAUAAUUUCAAUGACAUCAUCCAUUUCUUCUAAUUUGGUGUAAAUUAGACUUACAUGUGAAAACUCGUGCAAUUUUUGUCCAAUAAACAGCAUAAAAUCUGGCCAAUCAGGCUUGUUGUUUUCUCUUUGGAUCAUUCUCUCUCCAAGAAUCAAUAUAGCGAACCAGCAUUAAACCAUUUCUAAGACAAAGUACAUUAUCUUCUUUAGAUGGAGACCUAAACUGCAUACAGUAUUCCAGAUCUGGUCUGAACAAGGAUUGGUUUGAACAAGGUAUUGCGAUCGUUUAGUUCAUGGAACCUUACAGGAAAGCAAGCAAAAAACAGCUCCAAACUGAAGUGCCAUUCACAUCAAGAAUAGUCGAAAUUGCUGUAUCAAUGAAAACAACACUGAGAAACACAAUUGGUUUGCAGUUAAAAAUAAAAGUGGGCAUGAACAAAAUUGCAGCGUCUGAACAGAAUCUGCCUGGCUAAAGAAAUUGUGUUACCAUCGUGACAGGAGCUCGCAUACACCAGACCAACGCAGGUUUAAAAGGUGAAAUUUGCAGAAAAUUCAAAAUGAAAGACCAAAUACAAAAAGCAUGUUGGGCAAACAAAAGUAACUGGACUGCACAGGGAAGAGAGAAAAAAAAGCAUUUUAAUUGCAGCCUCAGACAGAGCACUAAUCUGCAUGCUGUUGAUGGAAAAUCUGAUAAUGAUAGAGUGACACAGGACUGGAUAGCCUAAGGAUUCCCCACAUGACAAAUGACAAUAGACAAGCAAUAUGGCUUACAACAGAACUGGAUGGCAAAUUAAUUAAAAUAGAACUGGACACUGAUUCAGCUGUUUCAGUCAUUCCACAAAUUGAGUUUGGAAAGCAUUCCGAAAGAUACUGACCUGAAGCCUGCAGAGGCCAACUGAGAACUUAUAGUGGAGAAAAGAUAACUCCCAUGGGGAUGCAUUCAUAGCUGUGAAAAGCAACAACUUUCAAGCCAUAUUGGACUUGUAUGUGCUUAAAACAGGAGGGCCGGCAUUGUGGGGCCAUGACUGGAUGAGACAACUGCAAUUUGAUUGAAGGUCCCUUCACAAUUUGCUUGCCGCAUCCUCUGCAAUAGAGCCAACUGAAGUGAAUUAUGAAAGGUACUGGAUGAUGCCACCACAGUGUAAAGCCUGUCUGGUUCCUUAUACUAUCCAUGAUAAAGCAGCCAGAGAGCUUGACCACAUGGAGACCGAAGGAAUUCUUUUCAAGGUUGAGUGGAGGCCAAGGGCAACACCAGUGGUCCCAAUAGCCAAGAAGGAUGAGUCUGUCAGGAUCUGUGGUUAUUUUAAGGUCACCAUCAACCCAACAGUGAAAGUAGGUCAAUAACCUCUGCCCAGUAUAGAAGAUAUUUUUGCAAACCUUUCUGGAGGAUAACACUUCAGCAAAGUGGACUUACCUGACGUCUACCAACAGAUGGAAAUGGAAGAAGAUUCAAUGUGUUUCUCACCAUAACCACUUACAAAGGGUUUAUCAGUAUAACAGGCAUGUUUUGGGGGUAGCAUCUGCACCUGCACUCUGGCAGAAAGCUAUGGACUAGGUGCUGCAAGACUGCCCAAGUACUCAGUGUUGCCUGAAUGACAUCACUGUUACCAGUAACAAUGACAAGGAACAUCUCCAAAACCUCAAGACAUUGUUAAAAAGAUUAGAUGGUUAUGGGCUUAGAGCAUGAUGCAACAAGUGGGAAUUUUUUAAGCCAAAGAAGGUACAGGAAUCUCAAGAAUCACACCACCAAGGUUAGGAACAGUUAUUACCGUUUAACCAUCAGUCUCCUGAGCCAAAGGGGAUAACUACACUUGUCCAUCACCAAACUGUUCCCACAACCUGUGGACUCACUUUCAAGGUCUCUUCCUCUCAUGUUCUCAAUAUUUAUUGCUGAUUUGUUAUUGUAUUUGCAGUUUGUCUUUUGCACGUUUGUUGUACUAAUGCAGCUCUUCAGUGAUUCCAUUAUCGUUAUUGAAUUUAUUGAGUAUGCCCACAAGAAACCGAAUUUCAUGGUUGUAUAUGGUGAC